UUUUGUCAUUCAAUUUGAUUGUUUUUAGGUGUUUGUUACUCUUGUUAUUCAAUUGUCCUUGUCAAUUAUGGCUCCAACUAUCGGUUAUUGGCCUAUUCGCGCCCUUGUCGAUCCCAUCCUAUUGUGUAUGCAUCAACUCAAGCAAUCAUACCGAAUCAAACAUUAUAAAUUCGGUGGUCCUCCUGAUCAUCUUGGUAAUGAAUGGCCAGUGGAUAAAGAGAGAUUAGGAUUAACUUAUCCAAAUAUACCUUAUUUGAUUGAUGGCGAUGUCAAAGUAACUCAGUGUUUAGCGAUCCUUCGUUACAUUGGUCGUAAAUAUAAUUUUGGACCCAAAUCUGAAGAGGAGAUAAUCCGUUCCGACAUCUUCGAGCAAGGGGCUCAUGAAAUGUUGUACACUUGUUUUCGUGUUUGGUACGUUGAUACGGAAGAAGAACUGAACAAAGCGAAACCUCAUUUACAUCCAUAUCUCAGACAAAGACUCGAGCAAACAUCAACUGCCCUUGGGUCAAAUCGAUUUAUUCUUGGCGAUAGAAUGACUUAUGUUGACUGUCUACUCUAUUCAGUACUUGAUUACAUCAGACUUUAUGAUGAAGAUUAUUUAAGUCGCAAUCAAAAUCUCAGGGAUUUUCUGGAUCGAAUUGAGUCUCUCCCUGAAAUCAAAAAGUACCAUGAAAGUAAACGAUUCAGUCGAUUCCCGAUCUGCGCACCAAAUGCAAGAUGGGGAAACAAUCAAUCAACAUGUUGUUCCAGUAUUAACUUUUUUGUUACAAUGACACCAAUUAUUGGUUAUUGGACAUAUCGAGCCAACGUCGAGCCCAUUUUGUUGACAAUGAGACAAAUUAAUCAACCCUAUCAGUUGAAAACUUACAAACAAGGAGAUGGAUCUGAUUAUCUGGGUGAUGAAUGGCCGAUUGACAAAAAGGGAUUGGGAUUAAUUUACCCAAAUGUACCUUAUUAUAUUGAAGGAGAUGUUAAGAUAACUCAGACUUUGGCUAUUCUCCGUUAUUUGGCUCGAAAACAUGAUUUUGGCCCUCGAACUGAAGAGGAAUAUGUUCGUAUUGAUAUAGUUGAACAGGGAGCAUUUGAGAUCAUGUCGUCACUGUGGAGAGCCUGGUAUGUGGACACUCAAGAAGAAUGUGACAAAUUCAAUGAGCAACUGAUUCCUUUCCUUGAACAAAAGCUCGAACAUACAUCGCAAGUUCUGGGUUCUGAUGAAUUCAUUUUGGGAGAUCGAAUUGUGUUAUUUGAUUACAUUCAAUUUUUUAGUUUCUUCUUAACGUUCCAAACAGUUAUGGCUCCAGUUCUUGGCUAUUGGAAACUUCGAGGUCUUUGUGAACCUAUUCAACUUUUAUUGGCUCAUGUUGGUCAAGAGUACGAAAUGAAAACUUACACCAUUGGACCUCCGCCUGAUUUUGCCAACGAUUGGUUUGAUACGAAAUUCAGUCUCGGACUCGACUUCCCGAAUUUGCCUUAUUAUAUUGAUAAGGACGAAGGUGUGAAAAUCACUCAGAGCAUUGCGAUCUUACGUUAUUUAGGUCGUAAACACGGGCUGGUUGGUAAAUCGGAAGAAGAAAACAUCAAAUUGGACAUGAUUGAACAAUUGGCAAUGGACACAAUGAUGAACGCUGUCAUCAUUUGGUACUUUAGUACUGACGAUAAUUAUGAACAACGGAAAAGUGAAAUGAUCACCAAAAUCAAGCCCCGAUUACUUCAGUUGACUCAAUUUUUGGGUGACAAUCAGUUCAUCAUUGGAGAUCGGGUUACGUAUGCUGAUUUCAUGAUGUACUCGUACUUUGAUUACAAUCGACUCUUCGUUCCAGAGAUGUAUACUGAUGAAACAGCGAUUCACGAUUAUUUGGCACGAAUCGAGUCAUUGCCUGGUGUCAAGGAAUUCAUCUCAUCGGAAAACUUCAGUCGAUUCCCAAUCGCUGCACCAAUGGCUCGAUUUGGUGGAUCAAAACCAAGUGAAUAAAACCAUUUAUGUAUCGAUUUGAUCCAAGUGAUUGAUUAAACUUGCAUUUAUUUUAA
This is a messenger RNA of Panonychus citri (citrus red mite), 2028 nucleotides long. RefSeq lists its product as uncharacterized. Gene Ontology annotation, molecular function: glutathione transferase activity. Bases 68 to 1972 code for a protein of 634 amino acids. The record is from RefSeq and is a predicted model, not a curated record. The transcript is spliced from 6 exons. NCBI's taxonomy places the organism in Eukaryota, Metazoa, Arthropoda, Arachnida, Trombidiformes, Tetranychidae. Gene Ontology annotation, biological process: glutathione metabolic process.